Molecule: messenger RNA, 954 nt
Organism: Aspergillus fijiensis CBS 313.89
Lineage: Eukaryota; Fungi; Ascomycota; Eurotiomycetes; Eurotiales; Aspergillaceae
Exons: 5
Source: RefSeq, a predicted model, not a curated record
CUCGACAACUGCUACAUAGCUGAGCGGACUUAUGCCUUUUUGAUCCACUCUUCCCACCGAGUUACAAGCUGUUUCAAUUCAGCUAUUUUACUCCACACAGCCCCUUUUUACCCUUCUAACACGUCAGCCUCCCCAAUGCAAUCACCAGAGCCUCGCAAGAAACCACAGGCCCGUCCCUGGAGCGACUCCGAAAAGCUACGCCUGGUGGAGCUGCGAACGAAAUACUUUCCGGAUCGAAGCCUUGCUGCAAUUCAAGGGGCUUAUUCUCCUGCUGAAGGUAAUCAAGGCCCGACUCCCAGCAAGGGUAGAAAGCGUUCCGUUGCUAGCUCAGGAACACCCGAGAGCUUUGCUGAACCCAAAAAGACGAAGACAAUCUGUGGCUUUGAUGAUGACUCAGAAGACGAACCCUCCAACCAGCUGUUUGUGGAAGAGAACACAUUCGUGAAGGCCCAAGCUGCUGAAAGAUGUGAUACUCGAAAGGCGCCAAAAGCUGUCACUGUCGAUGUGGCAAAGAUUGAUAAACCCUCUUGCAACAUCACCGAGCUACCAGAAGGAAUGCAGUUUUUUGAGAAGAUUAUCAAUGAGUACAAGUCAUUGCAGCAAACCCUGGUACAGAUGGAGAGCAAGCUGAAGGAGAGCGAGGAUGAGCUGAAAAGUCUGAAAAUGAGCACCAUGACUGAUAAAUGCCAGUUUGAGGUGGCCAAAGCCGACUUGCAAGAAGAGAUGGAUCUCCUCAAGGCCGAACUCCUCCAGGUAAAGUCCGAGAAGGUCGAGAUGAAGCCGGCUACGAGCAAUGAAGGUUGCCAGCGUUGUACCGAGCUCGAAGAACAGCUCGACCACCUCUUUACGACCUUUCGCCCUGCUCCGAAGUAGGCUUUUAAGCACACCGUGGCUCAUUGAGGAAGAUUCUGAGCACUUUGGUUUUGUUUCCUUUUUUUCCUUCUCGUUCAUGAU